AUGGCGGGCGUCGCAACAGCCUAUUCCUCCGAUGCUUUAGCAUCGCCAACCGUGGAUGCCUCGCAAUGGGAGUUCGCUGUGCCGCUGGGCCACGAGGAAAAUCGCCAUGCGAGACCACGCAAUUCGCAGGACUCGGCCUCCGUCCGUGCAAAAUCUUCCCGGAAGCGUAACUCGAACGGCUCCCGCAGCUCCUCCGUCUCCCGCGCUGUCCACGCCCACGAAUCCCCCUAUUUGACCUCCAACCGAGGGCGCAGGGAACCGAGCCUGAACCGACGCGGCAGUGAAGUAGGCAGUAUGCGAGAUGCAUAUGGACACGAGGCUAGCCGUAAAGAAUCCGAGGAAGGAAGGGAAGGUCUGAAUGUAUUCUUGGACGGGAAAACGAGCCAGGAGCAAUGGAUCCACCGAGACAAGCUGGCGAAGAUUGAGAGCGAGGAACUGCACCAGGCUGCCAUUCUCUUCCAGCGACGCAUGAGAGGAGAAAGCAAGUCGAGCGGUCGAGAAAGAAGCCAUGAUUCUCAUGGCAAUGCGAAUGGCACCGGUCCCACCUCACCGGCCGAAUACUCUGAGCCCUGGCCGGAGCUGAGGCAAGAAUCUCGCAGAGAUGUGAACGGGCAUGAGACCGACGAGCGAAGACACUGGGACCUCCGCCGACCGGAGGAGAUUGCUGCGGACGAUGCGGCUGCCAGCAUUUACAGCCACCCCAGUUUGGGAAAAAGCGCGUCGCGUAUACCCAUCUCUACAGCCAGUCCAGUUCCACUCUCUGGUUCGGGCCGUGAUUCCCGUGGUCCUCGUAGCCGGGCAGCAACGGAUGAAGACGACCGAUCUUCACGCGGCCGUAGAGCAAGCGAGCCUAUCAACAUCGACCAGGAGACUUCCACUCCCUCGCCCACGAGCCGACCCGGCAGCCGGGGCUUCAGCACCACCCAAAACACACCGGCUAAGAAGAAGUCCACGGGCUCGAGCAACCGAAAGACCUCGGCCCCUCCCACCAACCGCAAGACCAGUGCCGCACGAUCUCGUGCGGUGUCAGGAAAUGCACGACCCACGACCCGCGGCAACGAGAGUCGCCCGACGACAUCAGCCAACCGGCCUGAGGGUGAUCCCCCAUGGCUGGCGACUAUGUACAAGCCGGAUCCUCGCCUCCCGCCAGACCAGCAGAUGCUCCCCACACUCGCCAAGAAGAUGCAGCAAGAGCAGUGGGAGAAAGAAGGUCGCACUCCGAACACAUAUGACCGCAACUUUGCGCCUCUUGCUGUGCAUCCAUCCGACGCACCACCCGUUCCUUCAAAGACAGACCCGGGGCCCGAGCCCGAGCCCGAGCCUCAAUCUCAAUUCCAACAACCUGGCGACUCCAUGCGGCUAGAUGAUUUGCCGCAACAGUCCAAGAGCCCAGAGCCGCCGCGCCCAAACACGAGCACUGGGUAUAGCACCAUGCCCAAGGUGCAAGACACACCCCCAAUGGGACUUACACCCAACCCCAACCCCAACUGGAACCCGCCUGUCGUCACCGCGCGCGAACAGCCAAAGAAAGAGAAGAGCUGCGGAUGCUGCAUCGUGAUGUGA
Messenger RNA from Penicillium brevicompactum, 1563 nucleotides. RefSeq lists its product as uncharacterized. The record is from RefSeq and is a predicted model, not a curated record. NCBI's taxonomy places the organism in Eukaryota, Fungi, Ascomycota, Eurotiomycetes, Eurotiales, Aspergillaceae. Bases 1 to 1563 code for a protein of 520 amino acids. The transcript has 2 exons.